CUGAAAGAUAGGGACAUGACCCAGCCUUUUCUGGCAGCGAGCUGGCCCACUUCCCACCGGGAGACCUCUGGUCCCGACUGUGUUCAGGGUCUGUCGUGGGCCAGGCCCUGUGCUGGGGAUCAGAGCGUCCAAGAUGGAGAAGACACGGUUUCAGCUUUGUCGGGCUGGGGAAGGAAGUCUAAAGCCAAACCCAACGGGAAGAAGCCCGCCGCCGAGGAGAAGAAGGUGUACCUGGAGCCGGAGUACACCAAGUCUAGGAUCACCGACUUCGGGUUCAAGGAGCUGGUGGUGCUGCCCCGGGAGAUCGACCUCAACGAGUGGCUGGCCAGCAACACCACGACGUUCUUCCACCACGUCAACCUCCAGUACAGCACCAUCUCAGAAUUCUGCACGGGAGAGGCGUGCCAGACGAUGGCCGUGUGCAACACACAGUACUACUGGUAUGACGAGCGGGGGAAGAAGGUCAAGUGCACGGCCCCCCAGUACGUCGACUUUGUCAUGAGCUCCAUACAGAAGCUGGUGACCGAUGAGGACGUGUUCCCCACAAAAUACGGCCGGGAGUUCCCCAGCUCCUUCGAGUCCCUGGUGAAGAAGAUCUGCAGGUACCUGUUCCACGUGCUGGCCCACAUCUACUCAGCCCACUUCAAGGAGACCCUGGCCCUGGAGCUGCACGGACACUUGAACACCCUCUACGUCCACUUCAUCCUCUUCGCCCGGGAGUUCAACCUGCUGGACCCCAAAGAGACCGCCGUCAUGGACGACCUCACGGAGGUGCUGUGCAGCGGCGGGGGCCGCGGCGGGGGCAGCGGGGAUGGGGCUGGUGGGGGCGCAGGGGCACAGAACCACGUGAAGGAGAGGUGAGCCCCGGCCGGACGGGCAUGCCCGCGUGCAGAGACGUGGUCCGCGUGCCUGCGUGUGUCUGCGUGUGCGCGCACACGGGCCAGGCACGCUGGGCAGAGGUCUGAGAGGCGGCGCUGCCCCCCCGGCCGCGCGGCGUGUGGGCGCCUCGGACCCGGGGCCGCUCCCCGCGGUUCUCCCAGCGCUGUCCUUCCGGCGGGCAGGCGUCUGCGCCGCUGGUCAGGCAGGAUCUCUGGACUCCAAUCCAUCACGCACUCGGCAAACACUUCCGGACUGACGUUCUGAACUUCCUUCUGGGGUCUUUUCUUUCCUUGGUCUUCCACGCGCCAGCCCUGGGGCCCCACCUUCAGGCAGAAGCACGGGAGGCAGGGCCCCCAUCGGGGCUGGGGCUGCAGACUCGCUGCCACUUUGUUUUGUUUUGGGGGCGCGGCUGCUUCUAGCGACUCCUCCCCAGUCCUCCCUCCUCUCUCCUGCCUGGUCCGGACCUUGGCUGGUGGUGCUCAGAGCAGGUGGGGGGUGCAGGUGCCCUGCGGGGCCCGGGCCCACAGGCUGUGUUACUUCUGGGCUUGCCGGGCUCAGGGCUGAGGGGCCGGGGCGGGCAGCCUGUGUGGAGUCGCGGCUGCCGCCCCCGGAAAGCACCGCUGGCUCGCCGCCCGCCAUUUGGGUGUAAUAAAAACAGUUCUCUCA
Molecule: messenger RNA, 1545 nt
Organism: Camelus dromedarius (Arabian camel)
Lineage: Eukaryota; Metazoa; Chordata; Mammalia; Artiodactyla; Camelidae
Gene: MOB2
Product: MOB kinase activator 2
Exons: 5
Coding region: 16-861 (281 amino acids)
Biological process (GO): positive regulation of protein phosphorylation; signal transduction
Cellular component (GO): cytoplasm; nucleus
Molecular function (GO): protein kinase activator activity
Source: RefSeq, a predicted model, not a curated record